This is a messenger RNA of Setaria italica (foxtail millet), 1245 nucleotides long. RefSeq names its product basic 7S globulin 2. Lineage: Eukaryota; Viridiplantae; Streptophyta; Magnoliopsida; Poales; Poaceae. The record is from RefSeq and is a predicted model, not a curated record. Gene Ontology annotation, biological process: proteolysis. Bases 1 to 1245 code for a protein of 414 amino acids. The transcript has 2 exons. Gene Ontology annotation, molecular function: aspartic-type endopeptidase activity.
AUGUCAACGAUCAAGCAGCUUGCUCUUGCUCCCAUGCGCCGUCUCUUCUUCCACCACCUCCUCGCCGUCUCAGCGCUGCUGCUCGCAGCGCAAUGGGGCGGCGGCCGCGCUGUCCACGCUCCCCUGGUCUCCCCUCUCGCCAAGGACCCCGCCACCUCCCUCUACACCAUCUUCAUCAAGGACGGCAGCGGGCCACUCGUCGUCGACCUCGCCGGCCCACUCAUCUGGUCCGCAUGCGCGUGCGCGUCCGGCCACCCGACGUUCCCCUGCGGAUCCGCUGAGUGCGCCGCCGCCAGCGGGUUCAGCUGCCCCCCGCAGGGGCAGGAGGAUUACGGCGGCGGCGGCGCCGCAGUCGAUGGAGGAGACCACCGCUGCAUGUGCACCGCGCGGCCCUGCGACCCGGUCACGCGCGCCCGGUGCGCGGCCGGGGACCUCACCAGCUUCGCGAUGUCGGCCAACGCCACCGACGGCCGGAACGCGCUGUACCCGGUGUCCUUCCAGGCCGUGGGCGCGUGCGCGCCGAACUGGCUGCUGCGCUCGAGCUCGCUCCCCGCCGGCGCCGCGGGCGUCGCGGGGUUCGGCCGCGCGCCGCUGUCGCUGCCGUCGCAGCUGGCCGCGCAGCGCGGGUUCGGGCGCCGGUUCGCGCUGUGCCUGCCCGGCGUCGCCAUCUUCGGAGACACCCCGAUCCACCUCGGGUCCUACCCUCCCGACCUCAUGACCACCAUCGCGUCCACGCCGCUGGCCGCAAACCCCAGGGGCAGCGGUGGCUACUACCUCCCCGUCGAGGCCAUUUCCGUGUCCUGGUCCAACUGGAACGUGGCGCCGACCCGCGCCGCGCUGCCGCCGGGCGCGUUCGGCGAGGCCAUCGGCAGGCCAGGGUACGUGAAGACGAUGCCGGCGGUGCCGCCGUUCGAGCUGUGCUACGACACCUUCUCGCUGCGGCGCGUGAAGGUGCUGGGGUGGGACGUGCCUUCGAUCCGCCUGGAGCUGGGCGCGGGCGCCACGAUGAACUGGACGGUGGGCGCCGGCAACUCCAUGGUGCAGGCGGCGGAGCGCACGCUGUGCCUGGCCGUCGUCGAGAUGCACGGCGCGGAGGCGGCGGCGCCGGCGGUGGUGAUCGGCGGGUACCAGGUGGAGGACAACCUGCUGGUGUUCGAAGAGGACAAGGAGGUGCUGCACUUCAGCGGCCUUCUCUGGGGCUCGGGCGCCACCUGCAGUGGCUUCAACUUCACCGCGCCUCUGUGA